UUGCGUCCAGUAUUUAAAAACAAGAGGAUGGUAAUGCGUUUCUACUUUCCCAAAGCGGAACUGAAUACGAGACCAACUCACCAACUUCUGUCUUAAAUAAACAAACACAUUUUAUCAGUAAGUUAGCGAUAAAGAGCACCGUGAAACAUCAUGAGUAAACCACCCCAGAGCGUAGAGCUUAAGGCCACAGGAGGGGCAGCAAAUUUGGACACCAGCAAGAUGGCAGACAUGACAGUGGAGGACAUCACAUUGAGAGCCAACCAUGUUACAGAUGAGUCACUUGAAAGCACUAGGCGGAUGCUACAGAUGUCAGAGGAGAGCCGGGAGACGGGUGUCAAAACAAUGACCAUGCUGGAUGAGCAGGGAGAGCAACUGAGGCGAGUCGAUCAAGGAAUGGACCAGAUCAAUCAGGACAUGAGGCAGGCUGAGAAGAACCUGACUGAUCUGUCCAAAUGCUGUGGCCUGUGUGUGUGCCCAUGUGACAGAGUGUCUUCCAUUGAGCAUGAUGGGAGAUAUAAGAAGACUUGGGGCACAGGUAGUGACAACUCCAGUACAGACAGAAAAGAGGGUGGUGUUGUAUCCAGCCAGCCUACUGGUGUUCGCAAUGGACAGGCUGUUUCGGGUGGGUCAGCGGGUGGAUCUGGCCCCUACAUCAAGAGAGUAACAAAUGAUGCACGAGAAGAUGAGAUGGAGGAGAAUCUGGAGCAGGUGGGCAGCAUCAUCGGAAAUCUCAAGAAUUUGGCCAUGGAUAUGGGCAAUGAGAUCGACAAACAGAACAAAACCAUUGACCGCAUCAAUGAUAAGGCUGAUAUGAAUAAAGCUCGCAUUGAUGAAGCCAACCAACGAGCCAACAAACUUCUGUAGAGAAUGGACACUGCCAGCAUCGCUCAGGAGCCUGAUUGUUUGAUCUCUCUCUCUCUCACACACACACACACACACACACUUUCUGCUUCACAGCAAUGAACUACAGCAAGUGAGUUAAGUUCUUCCAAUGCCAUCUGUGCCUUUUUUUUUUUACCGUUCCGUUUGUCCUAUUGUAAAUAGUUGGACACAUGCACACAGAUAUAUUAUAGAGCCUCCUGUACAAUCAAGUCUUCACCCUUAAUGUAUGAGACAAAUAUGCUGGACGCACCGAGUGCAGUUGUUUUUGUGGCUUUGCUCACUGCGCUCCUCUCAGUCUGUAAUGGAUGGAGUCUAAUCUCUCGGGAUGGUGAUGGGUUUUGUCCGUCCCUCUCACUACACUUCAGUCAACAUGGCUAAUUGCUUCAAUAGACUGAAUGAGUGGCCAAAGACUUACGACAGAACUUUUCAUGUUCUGGUAUGCUGCCCUUAUAGUCGUUGAUAUAUGUUUGGGCUAAUGAUAUAAUGUUUGUUUUCUGUUUAGCUUGAUCUAUGACUGAUUAUACUCAUAUUUAAUUAUCUUAAAAGUCAUUAAUGGGCCUUGUGAAUACAGUUCAAUGUUUGGGGGGGAAAUAAUUUACCAUGCUAUAUAGGAAUUGGACAUUUCAAUGUAUCUGUUUUACUGCUAAUAAAGCCUGUAUAAUAA
Messenger RNA from Sinocyclocheilus grahami, 1546 nucleotides. Its product is annotated as synaptosomal-associated protein 23-like. The record is from RefSeq and is a predicted model, not a curated record. Gene Ontology annotation, molecular function: syntaxin binding; SNAP receptor activity. Gene Ontology annotation, biological process: synaptic vesicle fusion to presynaptic active zone membrane; exocytosis; synaptic vesicle priming. NCBI's taxonomy places the organism in Eukaryota, Metazoa, Chordata, Actinopteri, Cypriniformes, Cyprinidae. Gene Ontology annotation, cellular component: plasma membrane; SNARE complex. The transcript is spliced from 8 exons. The coding region runs from base 151 to 864 and encodes 237 amino acids.